Molecule: messenger RNA, 3741 nt
Organism: Cannabis sativa
Lineage: Eukaryota; Viridiplantae; Streptophyta; Magnoliopsida; Rosales; Cannabaceae
Product: SWI/SNF complex subunit SWI3D
Exons: 8
Coding region: 189-3164 (991 amino acids)
Molecular function (GO): protein binding; zinc ion binding
Source: RefSeq, a predicted model, not a curated record
AAUAAAAAUAAUAUAUGGUUGGCGUGGCUAACGUCUUUUCUUCGUCUUAAUCCCAGCUCUCUCUCUGUUUGGCCAAUGAAAGAAUUUCAAGUUGAGAGGAAACAUAAAAUUAGGAAACAAAACACAAAACAACUGUGUGCGACUCCGGAGACUGGCAUUCACACCCCCAUAGUCUAGAAAACCCUUCCAUGGAGGAGAAACGCCGGGACACCGGAACCCUAAUGUCUCCCGCCGGUGAAUUUUCUCCGCCUGCGGAGCCCACCUCUUCGCGGCGCCGGGGCGGAGCUCAGAAGAGAAAAGCUAACAACCUCGGCUCGUCCGGCUCUUCAUCCACGUCGUCGAAGCGCAUCACUCGCGAGAAAGCUUCUCUCGUUCACCCUCCGAUCCACAACGGCCCACUAACCAGGGCUCGUCAGGGACCCAGCAAUCUCUCCUCGGCUUCCGGGGCAGGUGUUGUAGCGGCGUCACCUACUGGGGCGAAGCCAGCUGAACACGCCAAGCAUCCUGGUGGUUUAGUUGGGGAGACAAUUGUUUCUGUAGCUGAGGAAUUAAGAAAACAGAGCGAAUUGGAAGCUUUGGAGGCUGGACUUGAGGCCAAGUUCGUGGCCACUAGAUCUCGUAGUAACUGCGCCCAUGUGGUUCCCAGUCAUUGCGGAUGGUUUUCAUGGAAAAAUGUCCACCCCAUUGAGGAACGCACAUUGCCAUCUUUCUUUAAUGGGAAGUCCGAGUCGCGUACUCCUGAUGUGUACUUGGAAAUUCGUAACGGGAUUAUGAAGAAAUUUCAUGCAAAUCCAAACAUACAAAUUGAGUUGAAAGACUUGUCAGAACUUGAGGUUGGAGAAUUGGAUGCUAGACAAGAGGUAAUGGAGUUUUUGGACCAUUGGGGUUUAAUUAAUUUCCACCCAUUCCCACCAACUGGUCCUGCCACUGGUGGUGCUGAUGAUAAUGUUGCUUCAGAAAAGGGUUCAUUGGCUGAUAAGUUGUAUCACUUUGAAACCCUGCAAUCUUCUAAGCCUGUUAUUCCCAAAAAUAAUAUAUCAGCUCCAGCUGUGUCAUCAAGACUGUUUCCCGAAUCAUCAAUUGCUGAAGAGUUAAUAAGGCCUGAGGGUCCAGCUGUCGAGUACCAUUGCAAUUCUUGUUCAGCUGAUUGCUCACGCAAGCGCUACCAUUGCCAGAAGCAGGCAGAUUUUGAUCUAUGUACUGAUUGCUUUAACAAUGGGAAGUUUGACUCUGGUAUGUCAUCUUCGGAUUUUAUUCUCAUGGAGCCUGGUGAGAUGCAGGGUCUCAGUGGGGGAAAGUGGACCGAUCAGGAGACUCUCCUCCUCCUUGAGGCAUUAGAACUUUAUAAAGAAAACUGGAAUGAGAUUGCUGAACAUGUCGCUACGAAAACAAAAGCUCAAUGCAUAUUACAUUUUGUUCAAAUGCCAAUUGAGGAUAGCUUUUUUGAUAGUUGUGAUGAUAUUGAAGCUGUGGAUCCAGCUUCUAGUGAUAAAUUAAACCCCAAGGAUGCUCUUGAAACAAAUGAUAGUGAGACUGCUAUUAAUGUAAAUCAGUCCACUUCUUCCCCAAUGGAAACUUCAAAAGAAGAAAUGACUGAAGUUCAAGCUAGUCAGGACACUUCAAAACAUGAAGAUACAGACAAAGGAAAAGUUGACCAGGACACUUCAAAACUGGAUGAUGGCAGUGAAUCUAAAGGUGGCAAGGAUGCAGAAGAAAAUUGUGCAAUGAAGGCUCUCAAGGAAGCAUUUGAAGCUGUUGGUUAUCCUCUGAUACCUGAACGACCAUUUUCAUUUGCUGAAGUGGGGAAUCCUGCCAUGGCAUUGGCAGCUUUCCUGGCACAUUUGGUUGGACCUGAUGUUGCUACUGCUUCAUCACACAAUUCUUUAAAAUCCCUAUCUGGAAACUCCCCAGGCAUUGAGCUGGCUUCAAGACACUGCUUUCUUUUGGAGGAUCCACCAAAUGACAUUAAGGAACCAGCUGGGUUGCCUAGUGUGGUUGCUGAAGCUACUAAUGAGAGCUUUGUGAAUGAAAAAAUCGAAGCAGACCUUCCGAAAGAAGAUAUACCAACUGAUCAUUGUGACAAGAAAAGUCAAGAUUCUGUUCUUGAAGCGAAAACAUUGGAUGUCCCAAAUGUUGAAACCUCCGAGAUAUAUCACAGUGCGAAAGAACAAGAUAUUAAAGCUGGUAGUGAUGAAGCUUCUGGUAGUGUAAGUACAGCAAACAAAUCAAGCACUCCUGCGAUAGUAAAGGAUCAACCACUAUCUACGGAUGAUUUACAAUCUGAGGCAGAGAUUCCGCCAAGUUUUGUGAAGGAGUCAGAAGCGAAAACAGAAGAGCCUCCUGAACCCAGAAAGACGUCAAAGGAAGUAGAAAUGUCUGAAACUACCCCUGAAAAGAAUGAGCUGCAAGAAACAGUUCCAUCAGAUGUAUUAAAGGAACCUACCAAUUCAGUAGAUGCGCAAGUAGAUGAACCUAAUGAUUCUUUGCAUUCAAAAAAUAAUAAGGAUCAGCAUGUAACUGCCACUUCAGUUGGAAAACCUUCUUCUGAGGAACCAAGAGACAUAGAUAUGGUGCCUCAUUCGGGGAACUCAGAAAAGAAUGAACCUUCACAGCCAGCUGAACCAAAUGUAACAGGUGAAAAAGUUGUGGAUCUUACUAAAGAUCGUGACAAAAAGAAUGGUAUGGGUAUAAAAGAAGACACCAAGAUUGAUAAAAUAAAGUGUGCAGCUGUCUCUGCUAUCUCUGCAGCAGCAGUGAAGGCCAAACUUCUAGCAGAUGAGGAAGAAGACCAAAUCCGACAACUUUCCAUGUUACUGAUAGAGAAGCAGUUGCUAAAACUGGAAACCAAGUUAGGGUUUUUUAAUGAGAUGGAAAAUGUACUAAUGAGGGUUAGGGAGCAAUUAGAUAGAUCAAGGCAACGUCUUUACCAUGAACGGGCGCAAAUAAUUGCAGCCAGACUUGGCUUACCCGCUUCCUCAUCUCGAGGGGCGUCUUCAUCUUUGCCUGCGAAUAGGGUGAACAUCAACGUUACUAACUCAGUUCAAAGGCCUCCAUUUAGCAUGGUUUCUCAGAGGCCUCCCUUGUCAAGACCCAUGGGGACAGUGGCGCCUACCCCUUCAAUACCAUUGUCCACAACAACAGCAGGUUCACAAAUGCAAGGGUAGUUUACACAUUGUCAAGAAGAUUUUCCUCAAGCAGUUUCGAGAUUAAAAGAUUAGCAGUUUGCUCCCGUAUCAGUGAGGCUGACUAUACUUAUUAGUGCGCUUGGAGUUCUGGUGAUGACGAUGUUGUUAGGUCUGAGUUCUUAGCAAACUUUUUUGACAUCUUUGAACUCUGCUUGUGGUAGCUGUCCCUGCAUCCGUCUUGUAUUCCUCUGCAGUUUCUUAUAGAGCUAAGAAAUAAAAGGGAUCACAAAUUGUAAUGGAAACUGGCUCUUGGAAGUACUAAUGUUAGACUAAUUGCCUGCUGACCGAGUAACUUGUAUUCCUUUAGUGGAUAUUAAAAUAGGUGAUUUAGAGAGGAGAUUCCGGUACUGAUGUAUUGGUUCGUUUGUUAAAAUUAUUUGCUAGUUUGAGUUGUAUAUUUGUAUCAAUACAGCGCCUAUCGGAGAUUGUAAAAUCUCUCUUGAUAGUGAAAGUUCACGAGUGUUGGACCAGAUAAUUUUAUUUUAUUCUUCGUAUUUGAGAAGAAAAAUUGCAUGUGUUUGAUACAAAAAGUUUCAGUGAUUUUAUUUUCUGUUAA